UCUCAAUUUCCAUCCCACACAAUUCACCAAUAUCACACUAAUAACUAUUCUAACUAACUUACACUAGUUUGGACCACUCCACUCUGUUCUCACUUCUCAUCACAUCGUUUUCUUGCAGUUAUUACACAAACUAAAAAUGAAAUUACAUAAAGCCACACGCUUGUCUCUCCCAAAUGUGGCUGUGGUGGAUGAUGUUACAUGCUCCCCGCCACCGGUGAUGGCGGAGAAAGUGAUCAAAACGAUGCGUUACUUGAUCCAAAACGGUAAGAGCAAGAUGAUGCAGGACAUGCAGAAGAGAGGGAAAAGCAUAGGGAAGGCGCUGAACAACGCGGUGGUGCGCCACCACGAGGCGCUAACAUGCCGUCCGCGUGACGCGGAGAUGUAUUUUGUGUCGCCGUUGGAGUACCAGUUCAGCUGCAACGGCAGUCCGCCACGGCUGAUUGAUUCGUCCAGGAGUAGGAGGAGCAGGCUACUGUCUCCGGCUAGUGAGCACGGGCGGAAGGUGAUGAGGAUUUGCCGUGGCGAUGAUGAGGUGUUGGUGGGGAGGCGCGUGCAGGUGGCCGUGGCGGAGAAGGAGUUUCAGGUGGACGAGGCGGCGGAGGAGUUCAUAGAGAGGUUUUACAGAGAUCUCAGGUUGCAGAAAUGGUUGGAUCAUUGUUGCUGACGUGUCUGUGUGCUGACGUGUAUGUGCCCACGUGGCAGGGUCUGUAAUGUACUGUGUACCAUUACCAUGUAUAUGUGUGUGUUGAUUACUCACUUACUUGUAGGUUGCUGCUACUAUGAUUAUGAACAUGCAGCACUGGUGGCUAUUUUAAUUUCAAGUCACUCUGUUUUUCAUUUUA
Molecule: messenger RNA, 842 nt
Organism: Lotus japonicus
Lineage: Eukaryota; Viridiplantae; Streptophyta; Magnoliopsida; Fabales; Fabaceae
Exons: 1
Coding region: 137-664 (175 amino acids)
Source: RefSeq, a predicted model, not a curated record